This is a messenger RNA of Aspergillus novofumigatus IBT 16806, 1155 nucleotides long. RefSeq names its product rRNA-processing protein RRP15. Gene Ontology annotation, cellular component: preribosome, large subunit precursor. The coding region runs from base 58 to 960 and encodes 300 amino acids. NCBI's taxonomy places the organism in Eukaryota, Fungi, Ascomycota, Eurotiomycetes, Eurotiales, Aspergillaceae. The transcript has a single exon. Gene Ontology annotation, biological process: maturation of 5.8S rRNA; maturation of LSU-rRNA. The record is from RefSeq and is a predicted model, not a curated record.
AGACAAGCUACAGCCAACGUCAGAUUGAUUCACCAACGCAUUUGAAAAACAGAUACGAUGGCUCCUCCAAUGGCGAAGAAGCGCAAGGUCUUAGACAGUCUGAAGAAUAAGGCCGGUCGGCCCAAGAAGAAGUUCAGAAAGCAGCUCGAAUACCACAGCAGUUCCGACGAAGCGGAAGAAGAACAGCCCACCGAUUUCCAAGCAGUUAAUCUGGCUGAUUCCGAUGCGGAGGAAGAAGAGAAGCCGGUAGAGCAGAAGCCACAGAAGCCAGCAUCGAGCGAAACAAGGUCGCUAGGCGCUCAAAAGAAGAGGAAAGCAGAAGACAGCGACGACAGCUCUGCGGCUAGCGAUAAUGAGAGCGACGCGGACGACAACGAUGCAUCGGACUCGCCAGGUUCCUCUGAUAUGGAGGAUGACGAGUUUGGAGACUCGGACACCUCAUUGCCCACAUCGACAAACGGACGCAGCAGGCCCGUCGCUAAACGAAAUGACCCUACCGCAUUCUCAACAUCUAUUUCCAAGAUUCUUUCGACCAAACUGCCUACGUCAGCUCGGGCGGACCCGGUCCUGUCACGCAGUAAAUCAGCAGCGCAAACUACUAGCGAACUUGCGGACGAGAAACUGGACAAGCAGGCGCGGGCGAAGCUCCGCGCAGAAAAGAAGGAGGAGCUAGACCGUGGCCGCGUCCGCGAUGUCUUGGGCGUUGAGCGCGGUCUUACUGGUGUUGUUGCAGAGGAGGAAAAGCGUCUUCGGAAGAUUGCGCAGCGUGGUGUGGUGAAAUUGUUCAAUGCUGUUCGCGCAGCCCAGGUCCGUGGAGAAGAGGCUGCCAGAGAAGAGCGGAAGAAGGGCACCAUCGGCAUGGGUGAACGAGAGAAGACCGUCAACGAAGUCAGCAAACAGGGCUUCCUUGAGUUGAUCAGCGGAAAGAAGGGGAAACCGCUGAACAUCGAGGAGGCUUAAAGGAGGCGCUCUUAUUCAGGAUGAACCGGUUUCUGUAUGAACAGGGCGACAAGGCAUUUACAAGGCGUUAGGGGUUUGGAUGAUGUUUCUUUGCAUGCGAAUAAAAGUUAUACACCUGUUAUACAUUUAUUUGGCUUUCGCACGAGUCAAUAAGCCGGACAGUCCUUGUAGAUACCCAGUGAUAUGAUCAUUGUC